ACUGAGACAAUCUUUUGAAUUGUCACCAUUAAAACUGUUCAUUCUGUGAAUAUUGCCCAACUUACAAAGUAUGAUACCUGCUUAAUUACUACAUUGUCGCUAAAAUAUCUAUCACAUCCAUAUAAAAGCUCAAAUCUCACAUCAUGGUCAGAGCGGCAGUCGCAGGCGGAACUGGUGGAGUUGGUUACGCUAUCGUUGACGCUCUCAAAGCACAAACAGAACACGAAUUCAUUGUUUUGAGUAGAACAGAAUCACCCGAAUAUGCAGCAAAAAACAACGUAAAGGUUGUUUCGAUUGAUUAUUCCGAUGUCUCACAAAUCUCAAAGAUAUUCGAUGAACAUAAUAUUCAUACGGUUAUUUCGGCUUUGUGUAUUGUUUCAAAAGAGCACAGCGACUCACAGUUGAACCUUGUACGAGGUGCUGCUGGUUCCCAGUCUGUGAAGCGAUUCGUGCCUAGUGAGUAUGGAAGUGCUUAUGAAGAAAAACAUGCGCUCGCUCGCCCAAGCACUGGCCUCAAAGCAGUUGCCGUGAAAGAGCUUGCCAAAACUCACCUCGAAUAUACUUCAUUCGUCAAUGGUCUCUUCUUAGAUUAUUUGUGCAUGCCCGCGGUGCCAAGUCAUCUUGCAGCUGGAAUAAGAUUCUUCGACAUUCCCAGCAGAACCUCGGUAGGUAUUGGAUCAGGGACAGUACCUUUGGUUAUGACCCAUACAAGAGACGUGGGCCGCUUUGUCGUUGCUAGUCUUUCCUUACCGAAGUGGGAGAAUAGAAGUUUUAUUGUUGGGGAUCGACAGUCCUGGCAUGAUGUGAUAGAUAUAGCAGGGAAAAUUACUGGUGAUAAAUGGACAAUCACUGAUGAACCCUCUAAAAUUCUUAGUGGGCAGGUCAUCGAAGCACCGGCUCAUAGGGCUGCAUACUCGGCCUCGCUGAAAGAGCAUGGAGACUGGUUUGAAUCAGGAACAUUUAGUUUCGACCCUAAAGCUCCGGAUUCCGUGUAUCUUAACGAAUUGUUCCCAGAAAUAAUCCCUCUUACGGUAGAAGAUGGCCUCAAGACUUUGAUUAGUGCUUCCUCUAGCUAGAGCUAAUGUCAAGACGGGAACUUAGAGUCAGAAUUAUGGAGCUAGCCAAGAAAUAUUCUCUCUUACGGUUAAUCUACAAUAAUCCGCUCUGCGAGUUCUCCCCAAGGAACAUUACCCGCCGCGGGUAUCGAUUGUGCAGUCUAGACAUAGUAGUCAGGUAGUUUUUGAAUCAAAAUGACAAGGGUAUGAUCAUGUGAUGAUCCCA
This is a messenger RNA of Botrytis porri, 1281 nucleotides long. RefSeq lists its product as uncharacterized. The transcript has 4 exons. Lineage: Eukaryota; Fungi; Ascomycota; Leotiomycetes; Helotiales; Sclerotiniaceae. The coding region runs from base 144 to 1076 and encodes 310 amino acids. The record is from RefSeq and is a predicted model, not a curated record.